Molecule: messenger RNA, 2100 nt
Organism: Drosophila pseudoobscura
Lineage: Eukaryota; Metazoa; Arthropoda; Insecta; Diptera; Drosophilidae
Product: keratin, type I cytoskeletal 10
Exons: 7
Coding region: 366-1415 (349 amino acids)
Source: RefSeq, a predicted model, not a curated record
UUGUCUCGAGCUUUAGUCGCUUGUGUGUGAUAAAAUCACGUUAGUAAUCAAUUGCAGGCCCAACAGCCCAGACCACAUAGAGCAGCGUAGAGCAGCGCAGAGCAGGCACAGCACCGCACCACAGGCAUCGCAGAGCAGGCACAGCACUCGUCGAUAAGCCACAAGACCCACAAGACACUGUUGAUUGUAUUUGUGUUGCAUCCAGCGGAUCCACGCAACUGUUGCCACCUGUUGCCACCCUUUUUUGUUUCUGUUUUCGUGUUUGUUUGCUGUUUUGGACGAAGCCCAGCCCCCCGCAGGCAUUUGAUCAACGCCGCCAUUUAUAGAGAUACACAUACACAGACAGACGCCCCAGACCCUAGACCAUGAGGCAGCCAAGCAGACAGCAAAUUCUGGCGCUGGCCCUGUGCAGCGCCGUCUGCCUGAUCAGCGCCGUACCCGUGCCCCAGCCCGCCGGCAACCAGGAACUGGACGUACUGCAGAUACCCCUGGCCAAUGGCAAGGAAAUCGAUGUCUUGACAUUGGGCGCCAAAGAUCAAGAACAAUUGAUAGCCGAUCGCAAUAAAAGAACGAUUGGAUUGCUGCGUGAACUGUUUCCGGAUAUAACCAAGAACGGCGCCACCGAUACACAAAUCGAUCUGUCGGCAAUUAACAAACAGCUUGAGGAGACCAUUCGUGUGGCCCGCCAGGUCAAGGAGGCGGAGGCGGCCGCCGCUGCCUCCCAGUCCUCGCCGGUUGCCCAGGCCCCCAUUCCCCUCAAGUCCAACGAACCCAUUCAGCUGAGCUUCAACAACGAGCUGCCCACACUCAGCACAUCCAGUGGCACAUCCUCCUCCUCCUCACCAACUGCCAGCCUCAGUGAUGUGAAGGCAUUGAGCACCAAUGAUCUGCAGCAGUCGGAGUCCAAGUCGCCGGCCAUCGAUGAGCUGACCCUCGACUCGGCUGAGGAGACGGCCGAGCUGGAUGACCGCAACAAGAGUAAUCUGUUCAAAAGGUUCCUUAAUUUCGGCGGUGCGGGUCUGGCCGGUGGAUCCAGCGGCAACGGUGCCGGUGGCUCGCCCAGCGGCAAUAGCCUGGGAGCCGGCGGCUCCGGCAACUUCCUGCUCGAUGUGGUGCGGCUCUUCUCGGGCAGCGUCCAGACCCAGCAGGGCGAUGAGGCCGCCAACUCCGUGGGCGGCGGCGGUGCCAGCAGCAGCGGCCUCGGCGGCGGCAGCCUCGGCUCCGACGACACGGACGGGGACAGCACCCGUAAUGCCGAUGGCUAUACCGAGGGCAUUCCCGGCCCCGUGACGCGCCUGGUCGUGCUGGCCAAUCGUGGUCUGGCCAAUCUGGUGCAGGAUUUGAUUCUGCGCGUGGCCGCCACCAGCGAGAAGUUCGUCAACUUCAAGGCCAAGCUGAUAACGGCGCUGAUCUAAGGCCCGAGCCCUGGCCUUGGCUCCAUCCCAGCACUGGCCACGCCCUCGCCCGAUUUAGUCAAGUCACACUCAACUGUACAGAGUCAAAUACAGCAGAUCACACACUGCCCCCAUCCCCUUCCACGUCCCCUCUGUCUGUCUCUCUCUGUUUCACUCUCUCGACCACCCACAACCACACACACACACACACACUCACGCGCCACUCAUUUGAUACAAAAAAAAAACAACAACAAAAACCUUCUGGCAAUGUACAUUAAUUUUUUUUAAUCUUUUAGCAAAAUUUUCAUAACAAAAUAUAGAAAAGGAAGAGACAUGAAAAAAAAGAAAAGAAAAUACUGAAAAUCAAACGAAUAAAUUUAUUUAUAUUUUAAUAAAAAUGAACAAACAUAAAAAUCAACAAAAAACAAGAAACACAUAACUAUAUGAAUAUGAAUAUGAAUAUUCUAUAUAACAUAUACAUAUAUCUAUAGAAACGCCUGAAUCUGAAUCGGAAUACUUCAGGCCACGCCUAGUGCUGUCUUCUGUCUUUCUUCGGCUUUUGUAAAUAUAUUGCCAUUUGCAAGUUUUCACAUCCUCCCCCCUUGAGCUUUUCCUUAAUUUGUACUCCCCCAUCGUCCACUCCACGCUACAAUUUUUGUGUAUAUUUUGUGUUCUAUUAAAAAUCAUGACUGUGGUGUUUUAUUUA